CGAAUUUAUAAAUUUUUAUUAAAACAAAAAAAAUAAGGCACUAUCGUAAUAAUUACAUUCUGGCAACGAAAAUCCACACUUAACAAUAGGCAGGUACGAAAUAAACUAAACUGUUGGACAAAGAAGCGGAACAAACGAAUUUUUAGAUUAACUUGAAAUUCCAAUAUUAGGGGAACCAAAAAAGAUAUCAAUCAGCAGUUUACAAAAAUUAACUUUUAAAUUAUGCAAACCACUCAUUGAUAUCUUUUUAAGUUCACGUGAUAUUGAAAUUUAAAGUUAAACUAAAAAUUCGCUUGUUUUGCUUCAUUUGUUCAGCAGUUUAUAUAGUAUGAUAAGAAAAGUUUCAAGUUUCAAUUAACACGUUGAUAUUCAAAACUUCUACUUUACUUAAUUCUGAAACUAAAAUACCUAAUUAGAAUAAGUGUUGAAAUUAAAGAAGGUGCAUGGUGCAAUAUAACUAAAUAAUUUUAAUUGAGUUAAUAGAGUCUUAAAAUAAGAACAAUAAAAUAAUAAUACAUAGUUGAUUGGGGCACAAGCGCUGACCCCCAUAAAACAUCAAACAUUUGAUUUUUCUAAUGGAACUAUUUUGCUAACUUCCUUUUCGUUCCUUUCUUCCAUUUUUUAUCACCCUCUUUCAUUCCUAUUCCAUAUCUAGCACAAUAAGCAUCCAUAUCAUACUUCUUCCUCAAACUAUAAUCCACCAUAAACCUAAUCUUCCCAAAUAUCUCUCUUUCCCUCCAACCCUGAUCGUGCACUCCACAAAUCGACCACAUAACCCCUACAAAGCCAUUGGGACAAUUUCCAUCCAAUGCAAAAGUGUCAUUCAGCCACAAAGCAAAUUCCAAGGCUUCUUCGGGCGAUUUGGUCCAUUCCAAGAUUUUCUUACACCAAUACAUUCGCAUGUAGCCAUGUAUUUUUCCUUCUUUUAAUGCUUGAAGUUGAGCUGCAUUCCACAUUUCAUCAUGAGUUUGAGAUUUUUCUAAUUCUUCUCGUGUAUAAGUGUAGGUACGUUUAUCAGAUUUGUGUAAUAUAAGUGAGCUUUUAGCCCAAUCAGCUGCCCCUUCAAUACUAUCAUAGUUUUUAUUGUAGAGGCAAUAAUUUUCAGCUAGUUCCUUACGGACAAUUAAUUCUUCAAGAUAUUUUUCCACUUGCUCUUUAUAAAUUGAUUCAAGGCUUUUAGUUUCUAAGGCAAUACGUUGAGCUGAUAUUUGUCCAAAAGUAAUCCAAUAUGAUAAAUUUGAUGUGUGAUUUUUAGAUGGGUCAUUGCUAGUUACUCCAUAAUGCUUGAGGCCAUUUUGAAGAAAUUUGUAUAAGGCUUCUAGACCUUCAUUAGAACCUGCUUUAUUGCUUACAGGCUCAACUUCCCAAAGAGUUUCAAUAAGAUUUGAAAUUUCAUCAUUAUCUAACUUAUUAAGGCAUUUGACUUGUAUUUUUUCCGUAUGAGGAUGCUUAAAAACUUGAGGAUAUCCUGUUAAAUAUUCAGAUAGUUUUUUAUUGAUUUUAGGUCUCAAAGUUCUAGCCAUAUGUUCUUGUUUAUCGGAAGCUAUCCAUGCAGGGACAAUAUUAUGAGCAUCAACUUGAACUAAUGGUACAUCCCCUGGAAGAUCUAAUCGAAAUGUCGAACCUGACAUCCCCCAAAAAGAAGCCAGCCCGAUUGAAAAAAUUUAAAAGGCACAAUCAAGUACAUUCUCCACCAUUUCUAUCGCCUACAAGAAGUCCUACAUCCGACAACAGGGACAUAACUUCCGUAUUUUCCGUUAAAAAACCAGCAACUAAAUAUGACGAAGACGAUACCACCGAGACAAUAUCGGAACUUUCCGAUGAUGUUUUGUCUCAAGAAAAUUAUAGUCCAGGAAAAUCUUUAAGAUUAAAUGAGAAGUUGAAUAAAUUUAAAAAAUCCUUGGAAAAAAUUCGGAACGAGAGUGGCCAAAUAGAUGAAAAAAUAAAGUCAGUACGAAGCAAAUUUCAACUUGAGGAAAAUAAACAUGAAACAAGAGAUUUUUUGUUUAUGAAUUCUAACUUUGAUGAUCCAGAAAAGGAAAACAUUGACUUCUUGGUACAAUACAUGCCAGCACAGCAUCUUAAAUUCAACAUAAAUCUAGCAGAAAAGGACAAUUUAUCAUUUUUCAAUAGGCACAAUUUUAUUCAGGAACGCUCCAUUAAAAAUGUAUUCAAUCCAGUUACUCUGCAAACAUUUAAACCCAAUUCUGUGGAAAACUAUGGAAAACUGACAACUUACCUUCCUCCAAAGCCUCCAAUAGUACAAAUGCAAGAAGUUGUUGUGAUAAAAAACAACAUUUUAGAAUUUUCCGUGUCUCAGCUCAAAUUUUUCCAUCAUCCGUUGUUUAGUUUAGAACAUGUUUUACAAGAGAAACUAAGGCAGCUUUUUGAGAAAUAUUCCAAUGAAUUCCAAUUAUUGGAAGAUUGGAAAAAUGCUAGAGAUGAAGGUGUGAAAGGAAUUCGAAAAUUGAGGGAGAAUUUGUUCAGAGAAGGAAAAAUGCAAAGGGAACGGUUGAAGAAUAUUUUGAAUGUUUGGAAAGCUGUAAAAAAACUGAGAUCAACUCAAAAAGCCUCUAACACAACCAUACGACUAAUAAUCAAAAAAGAUUUGACAAAUCUACAAGAAGAAACUGAAAGUUACAAUUCAUUAUUUAAAGAAAUGAUGAAAGAUAUAAUGAAUGAACAUAAAGCAACAUACAAGAGAAAAAUGAAAGAAUAUAAUGAAAAACUAAAAUCAAAAUCCGAGGAAUCAGAAAAUUCGGAAACAAGUGAAAUGGGAAAACCUACUUUCGAUGUUGAUAAAGGGAAAAUUGAAAGUGAACUUAGGAGAAAGUUUCAGGAAAGUUUUCGACCUCCAGGGGAACCCAAAGUAAUUCUCUACCUAAACUACGACCAAGAAAUAACCAACGCCCCCAACGAUCAAGAAAACGAUAGACGUAAAGUUGCGUCGACCACAAAAUUUACGUUGAAAAUUCUUUGCAAUAAUAUACCAGUUUGCAAGUCCAGAUCCGUGAGUUUGGAUGAGAACUUUUCCUUGGACAUAAACGAAAUGUUUUCCGUUCAAUUAACUGACGUGCCCCGGUUUUUGGAUUUGGAGGUUUAUGAACAUCCCAAAGGGCUUCUCAAAAAGAAAAUCGCUGAUUUAAGAAUCGAAAUCCCCAUAACUACGGCCCUUUACACUAACGCGGAAUUCGCAGAGACUCGUUUCGAACGAAGAGAAAUCGUCCAUUAUAAACAUUCAGGUGUAGGCAGUGGCUACAGCCUAACAAAAAUCAUAGAAGACAACAAUGUAGAUUUUGACAUUAAGGAGCUAGAUUUGAGCAAUCGGGAGCUAUACACCAAAGGCUUGUUGGAUUAUAAAAUAGGAUGGCAAGGUUGUGAAUUGAAAAAUACCCAGACGAGAAGUGAUAACGUGUCACUUAUCAGAGAAAUGUCAGAAAUUAUUAAUAAAUGGGGAAGUGUGGACGAGGAACGGUUAGAACAUUGGUUAGAAGGAAAAAGCUUGAACUUAAAUGACCUGAGUAAAGUGGGGUUGAUUGAAUUUUUGGACUCCAUAAAUAUAAGGGAAAUUCGCGAAUGGAAAAAAGAAAACAAAUAUUUCAGGCUAAGUCCUUAUGCAGACGAAUUAGAAUUCUGUAAAAUCGAAGAUAUCCAGAAAAACAUCAGAUUCCAAUACUUAAAGCUACGAGAUCAAAAAGAGCUCGAAUUUGAUGGCACAUUGAUACCCAAUAGGAUAAGAGAGAUUAAUUUUGGGCUUCUGAACGAUUUGAAAAAGCGAAAAGCCUUGGAAGCAAUUCAAGAUGACGAAUUCGAAGAAGACCCAGACAGUCUUCGAGAUACUGGAAGAAGACGUCUGAAACAAAUCUACACGAAGAUUUUUAACAAGUGCAAAAGUCUGGACAAUAAUUUGAGCUACGAGAGCGUGGUGGACGAGAAAUAUUUAAUACAUUUUGAAGACGUGGUCAAAACCUCUUUGAAAAACAUUUUCAAUUGGUUCCGAUGGCAACCAAAACUAACCACACCACUACCAAAAUUGACGAAAAAUCGCAAACGAGAAGACAAAAAAGAAAUUAUGCCAAAACCGCAAAACAAAAUUAUAAUUAAAGUGCUUGGAGGAAAAAAUGUACCACAACGGAGAAUCCAUGAUUCGGUCCGUGAAGAUGAAGUGAAACCGUAUCUGGAACUCAGUUAUGAGGAUUUCAGUAGUAAAACUAUCGUGGCAACUGGUAGUGAUCCUGUGUGGAAUAGCUUGGUGGAAUUACCAUUGGAGUAUCAUCAUACUGAUUAUCUGAAUCCCAAUGCUCUGAGUGGCUCAAUUUCUGUCAAUCUUUUCGACUGCAUCCAAGAAACAGCUCCGGAAAAUGAAAUUCUUGAAAAAAAUUGGCUCGGAGAAGUGAAAAUACCUGUUGCCGAGUUAUCUACAGGAAUAAAUCUGUCUGGAUGGUUCCUUAUAAAAAAGCCACCAAUGCUAUUUGGAUAUCAAACGUUCGAAGAAAAACAAAUUUCAUCUACCAAAUCACCUAAACAGCACAAAACUUCUUCUGAUGAAACCUAUAUUCAUAUGGAUUUGUGUGUUUCACCCAGUAUGCCUACAUUGGAACCUAACAUGAUCGAUCUGCAAACCAAUGACGUGGCCUAUAUCAAAGAUCACGUUCUCAAAUGGAUGGAUGUAUUUAAUUCAAAUUUUCCCAGUAGAAAAAUAAGUGCUGUGGCUAUUGAUACCAAUGGCCGUAUGAAUUGUAUCACACGAUUCCUGAGACCUUUGGAACCACCUCAAUUAAACAAUGAAGAAUUCGAUAUGACAGCUGAACAAUGUCUUAGAUACGUUUCUUUAAUACCAUUCACGGAAGGCAAUCAUUUUUACCAACAUAUUUGGUUGACAUCACAUCAAUUUUUAAAUUUAAUGAUUGGAUCCAUAGUCGACCACUGUGUUACACUAACUUGUUUUCUAUUGGCCUUAAAGCUAGACGUAUAUUUGUUGUUUGGCUAUGGUUUACCGCGUGGCUCUACUUGCUACGUGCUCAUGUCUGAAUAUACCAGAGACUCAGAUAUACCAAAUUAUUCGAUUUUGGAUGUAGUCUAUAAUGAAAAAAUUAAUUUAACUGAUCCUUAUUGUCCGUUACAGAGAAUUUAUUGUGUGGUUAAUGGAGAGAAUGUUUGGGGCAACGUCCAGAGAACUCAAAAUUCAGCUUUUCUCCGGUUCGAUUUGACAAGAAAAUCCGAUUGGUGGCCUUUGUUCGAUAACAACAUUUCAGCGCCAACCAAUUUUGUUAAUAAUAAUAUAAGUUUUGCUUCGGACAGAGAUUUCGAAGACGUCGAAAGACAGUUGGACAGGAAAUUGAAAAGGAAAUUUGCCAGAUGGAGACCGAUGCAGAGGACGAUUUUUAAUCAUCGAAUAUCUGACACUUUCAAGAGCAUUCUAAAUCACUUUGAAAUGAACGCCAUGUUCGGAAAGAGCAAUACCGAGGCCACUUUGGAAGUUAACAAGGCAACAGCUCAAUACAAUAUCAAUGGCCUCAUCCUCAACUUUCCCUACACAAGUCUGACAAAUAUACUGAAAAAAAUUAAAGAACUAAACAUCCACGUUCAGUCACAAGAAAUAACGGAAUUUGCGUUGAGCAUCCUCAUUCAUUGUUAUCCUGGACAAGUCCUAUCUGUAUGGAUAUUUAUUGGAGCAAUACAUAAUAAGUUUGAUUUUUAGUUAAUUGAUAUAGCGGACCACUAUUAUUGUUAUAGGUAUUUUAUUUUACUAUUGGGGUAUUAUUCAAGUACAUUUGUAGCGUGUGAACUUUGCUUUAUUUAAAAAAAUAAUAUUUUUAACAAAUAAAUUAAUUUAAUAGAAAUUAUUUAAACUAUUGGCCCAAAUAAAGGCCAAAUGUCUAUAAUCUGGAAAUAAAUAUAGUGGUCUAAAUAUUCAGCAAUAAUUUGUUUUAUUCCGUUAAAAAUGGCAGAGAGGGAAUUGAUAAUUUGAACUUAGGUAAGUCAAAAUAUGAUAUGUUCUGCUCAGGUUUAAAGUAUAACAAGACGGAAUAAAAAUAUAUCACCAGUAAUUUUUGGACCACUUUGUACAAUAAGAUAAAUAAACAAAAUAUACAGACAAAAUCUCAAAAUACGUUAUCACUUCCUUAUAAUUGCUAAUAAUAGGUUUUAGCCACAUUUAAAGCUGACUUUUGAACCUAACUUAAUUUAAAUUUUCAAAAAACAAAUUGUAGCAACAUUGGAUUCUAAUUACUCCUAGCUCUAUAAUAUUUUUGCACACAAAAAAUAAAUUAUUGAUAGGUCCAAAACGAAAACAAAACAAAUCUAAAAAAGAUUAUUCGAAUGAUUACCUACAGCCGCAGGCGGUACUAUAACCUCUUCCGCUUCUAACGCUGUCUCUGCAAAUUGUGCAUUCUCUUCGACGGUACUGGUACUGCUCCCCACGCUACUCGUCGAGGUUUCUUUAUUUUUAUUGCCCAGCGACACUGUCACUGAACAUGAUUGGCUGUUAACGUCUUCGCUGGAAGGACAUUCAAAGUGGACACAAUGG
Messenger RNA from Ceutorhynchus assimilis (cabbage seed weevil), 6529 nucleotides. The record is from the annotation of a GenBank genome assembly. NCBI's taxonomy places the organism in Eukaryota, Metazoa, Arthropoda, Insecta, Coleoptera, Curculionidae.